ACUUCCUUUUCCCUCCACCAUCAGUUACAUCAUCAUCACACACCUCCGAGAGGAAGACAGGCACCCUGCCAUGGCGUCGGCCAAGCUGGGCUCGUCGCCGUCCGAGUGGACGCGGGGGGAGGACAAGAUGUUCGAGCGCGCCCUGGCGGUGUACGACACGGACACCCCGGACCGGUGGCACAACGUGGCGCGCUACAUGGGCGGCACCAAGUCCGUCGACGAGGUGCGCCGCCACUACCAGCUGCUCGUCCGCGACGUCGCGCAGAUCGAGUCCGGCGGGGUGCCGUUCCACUGGUACGCCGCCGCGCCGCCGCCGCCGACGCUGCAGCGAGGUUGAACUGAGCUUCAAUGAAGGGGAAGGAUUGCACAGUGGCUAGCUAGCUGUGCUCCUCCAAGAAGAUUUAUAAAUUGUGCAUGUGUGCGCGUUGAAUGGAAAUGGCAAAGCUAGCUAGGAUAUCGAGAUUGAUGCCCGAUCUCUGCUGCUCUUUAAUCUUGUGUACCAAGUUCAGCUUUUCAUAUAUAUGGAUCGAAUUACAUAAAUGCCUCAUGAAUGUUCCUCUCAUGAGUUGAAAUAUUGUGUGUGAAUUAUUAAGGCAA
This is a messenger RNA of Panicum virgatum (switchgrass), 597 nucleotides long. Its product is annotated as protein RADIALIS-like 3. The coding region runs from base 71 to 337 and encodes 88 amino acids. Lineage: Eukaryota; Viridiplantae; Streptophyta; Magnoliopsida; Poales; Poaceae. Gene Ontology annotation, molecular function: DNA-binding transcription factor activity. The record is from RefSeq and is a predicted model, not a curated record. The transcript is spliced from 2 exons.